GAUCAAAACAUCGAGCGGCUCCCUCUCUCUCCUCUCUUCCUUCCAGGUGACCGCCAACGCCACGUUUGAACGAAUUAAAAAAUAGGCUAGAGAUCUGUAAGUCAGCGAGAGCGAAAGUAAUGUAUAUAGCGAGAGAGUGACAUUGUAGAAUCUAGAUGGAAAUCGCCGAGACUAUAAAACCCUAAUUCCCUUCCCCAAAACCCCUCCCAAGACCAAUCGAUCCCACGAGAAGGUCAGAGAUCGAAGUCUCCAGAUGGCUCCGGCAGCGGAGGCGCAAAGAGGAGGAGGAGGAGGAGAGGCCGUGGAGGGGGUAAAGCUGAGGAGGAGGAAGGGACGGAGGUACUCGACUUACCUCCGGCGGUCGAGUUGCUUCAAGCCGGCCGGCGAUCCGCCGGCGGUGGUUGACAGCGGAGAUCGGAAGGCGGACAAUGGAGGCGGCGGGGAAGGGGAGCGUCGGAUCCCAACGCAUCUGGUGGUGACGGUGAAUGGCAUCAUCGGAAGUGCUGCAAAUUGGAAAUUUGCUGCAAAACAGUUUGUGAAGAAAUAUCCUGAAGAUGUUUUUGUUCAUUGCAGUGAAUGUAAUUACUCAACCCUCACGUUUCAUGGUGUUGAUGUAAUGGGAGAGAGACUAGCAGAAGAGGUCAUAUCAGUUGUCGAGAACCGACCUGAGCUUGAAAAGAUAUCCUUUGUUGGGCAUUCACUAGGUGGCUUGAUUGCAAGAUACGCCAUCGGCAUAUUAUAUGAAAAAGAUGUGUCGAGAAAACCUCCAGAGGAAAAUGAGGACUCUAAAACUUGUACAUCUGGAACCCAACAUGUGGAAGAAAAAUUAAAAGGAAAAAUUGCUGGACUGGAGCCAAUGAAUUUUAUAACUUUUGCAACACCUCACCUUGGCUCAAGGUUGCACAAACAGAUCCCAGUUCUCUGUGGCUCCUAUGCACUAGAAAAGAUGGCAUAUCGUAUUUCAUGGAUUAUUGGAAGAACAGGAAAGCAUCUGUUCCUAAAAGACAAAGAUGAGGGAAAGCCUCCUCUUCUCCUUCAGAUGGUCAAUGACUGUGGAGAUCUCAAAUUCAUGUCCGCUUUGCAAUCUUUCAAGCGUCGUGUUGCUUACUCAAACGCUUGCUAUGAUUUUAUUGUUGGCUGGAAGACAUCUUCAAUACGUCGUCAAGAUGAGCUUCCCAAGCGUGAAAGUUUUACAAAAAAUGGGAAAUAUCCACAUGUUGUCUAUGUGGAGAAACCAAAAACUACUAUUGUGCAGCAGGAAGAUUUUUCAGAGACAAUAGUUUCUGAACCAAAAACUGCAAGUGAGAUGGAAGAGGCAAUGAUCAAGGGUCUAACCAGAGUUCCCUGGGAAAGAGUAGACAUCAGCUUCCGAAAAAGUAAACAAAGAAUUUUUGCUCACAGCACUAUUCAGGUAAAGACACACUUCAUAAAUUCAGAUGGUGCAGAUGUGAUCUUUCACAUGAUCGACAAUUUUCUUUUAUAAUGAACACUCUCAGCUCUCUCCGAUAUAUAGUAUUGUUGUUUCUCCAAAUUAAGAUGCUCAUCCCUGUAUUUAGCUCUAAAAUUUUGCAACUAGGUUUAAGAAGCAUGGGGGAGAGCAUUUUUCUCCUAGUGUUAGAACAGGCUAUGUAUAAGAUUCUUAAAGAAUUGUAUCCCAGUAUGGGGAAGGAAGGGAAUUUAGAAAGUGUCACAAGUGUACAUGCUUAGAAGGAUCCACAAUUGGUGUAAAUUAUGGUAGAUUUCUUGUAGUUUUCUGUGGAAAUGUUCAAGAAAUCUCAAUUUUUUAGCAUAUAGCCCAAUGCCCAAUUGUGUAUUAAUGGUAUUUUCAGUUUCUCAGUAAUUUCAUGGAGUGAGCAGAACAAUGCUGAGUGUGUCUCUGUGCUUCUCUAUUCUCAUUCCUCUCCCCACUUCAAGUUGAAUAGAAGAAUUAUUUUGCAGCUAAACAGAGUCAAUGUUUUUUAUUUUGGCCUAAAAAAAUUUAUUUAGUCGAAUAAAUUUUCUGUUUAGCUUUAACUUUGAGAUUUUGUCAAGAACAAUUGUCGUGGAUGAAAGUCUAUCUUGCAAAAAUUCCAUCGGAUCAGUCCAUGAUUGAAAUCACUAGGCAAAUGUAUACCAGUACCAGUAAUGAA
Molecule: messenger RNA, 2129 nt
Organism: Elaeis guineensis (African oil palm)
Lineage: Eukaryota; Viridiplantae; Streptophyta; Magnoliopsida; Arecales; Arecaceae
Product: putative lipase ROG1
Biological process (GO): lipid metabolic process
Source: RefSeq, a predicted model, not a curated record